GAUCACGCCAAAAACCAACUUGGAAGAUGCCCAAGUUUUACGGCGCCGCGCGAUGGGCGCCCAAGCUCAUUUUAUUGCAGAUGCUGUGUAUGCAGUGCUCGCAUUACGUGGCGCAGGGACUUGUUCUGGGUAUUUGCCACGGCGCACAUGUGACACUGGACCAAUUCUUCGCCUACCAUACACAAACCGUCGUGACUGUGGAUGGACUCAAGAAUUGCUUCGCCAUUGUGGCCUCCAGCUUUGUCAGUGCUGUAUGCCUCGCGCUCUUCGUGGAGCGUGCCAAAAAGUGUCUGGACUUCGGUGUCACUCUCUACUUCAUUGACUUCCUCGCUCAAUGCUUCUAUUCGGAGUUUCCGAAGAUGUGGGACUGGUGGCUCGUUCACCUCGUAGCUGCAAGCGUAACGAUCGUACUGGGUGAAUACCUAUGCUCUCGUCGCGAGUUGGAGGAAAUCCCAAUGGUCGAUCUCUUCACCAAGCGCCCUUCACGUAAAAACUAAAAAAAAAUACAAAAAGGCACUUUGCAUGAAAAU
This is a messenger RNA of Phytophthora infestans T30-4, 530 nucleotides long. RefSeq lists its product as uncharacterized. The transcript is spliced from 4 exons. Bases 27 to 497 code for a protein of 156 amino acids. The record is from RefSeq and is a predicted model, not a curated record. Gene Ontology annotation, biological process: Golgi to plasma membrane protein transport; Golgi to endosome transport; protein localization to Golgi apparatus. NCBI's taxonomy places the organism in Eukaryota, Oomycota, Peronosporomycetes, Peronosporales, Peronosporaceae. Gene Ontology annotation, cellular component: trans-Golgi network; Golgi membrane.